This is a messenger RNA of Nyctereutes procyonoides (raccoon dog), 432 nucleotides long. RefSeq names its product U1 small nuclear ribonucleoprotein C-like. Lineage: Eukaryota; Metazoa; Chordata; Mammalia; Carnivora; Canidae. The coding region runs from base 1 to 432 and encodes 143 amino acids. Gene Ontology annotation, molecular function: zinc ion binding; pre-mRNA 5'-splice site binding. The record is from RefSeq and is a predicted model, not a curated record. The transcript has a single exon. Gene Ontology annotation, biological process: spliceosomal snRNP assembly; mRNA splicing, via spliceosome; mRNA 5'-splice site recognition. Gene Ontology annotation, cellular component: U1 snRNP; nucleus.
AUGCCUAAGUUUUAUUGUGACUACUGCGACACAUACCUCACCCAUGACUCUCUAUCUGUGAGAAAGACACACUGCAGUGGUAGGAAACACAAAGAGAAUGUGAAAGACUACUAUCAGAAAUGGAUAGAAGAGCAGGCUCAGAGCCUGAUCAACAAAACAACCACUGCAUUUCAACAAGGAAAGAUACCUCCUACUCCAUUCUCUGUUCCUCCUCCUGCAGGGGCAAUUAUCCCACCUCCCCCCAGUCUCCCAUGUCCUCCUCGCCCUGGUAUGAUGCCAGCCCCCCAUAUGGGGGACCCCCCCAUGAUGCCAAUGAUGGGCCCUCCUCCUGGAAUGAUGCCAAUGGGACCUGCUCCUGGAAUGAGGCCACCUAUGGAAGGCCACAUGCCAGUGAUGCCUGGGCCCCCAAUAGACCUCUUGCCCGUCCCAUGA